CUCUUCCUUCAAGAUAAGGAUACGGGGUGGUUGGUUGGUCAAUUGUCAGAAGACUGAUCGUACUCCUGCAGCAGAAGAGUCUGACUGCAGACAGGCAACCUGAGAAUGCAGAAGUACCUUGAAUAAGCAACACUAUUUCGACUUACUGAGUAGGUGAGGAUGGGGAGGAAGGAUGCAUGCGCUGCGAUGGCCCCGGUCGACCAGUACCGGAAACAGAUCGGUAAACAAGACUACAAGAAGACCAAGUCAGCUCUGAAGUUGACGAAGUUGAAGGCUGAGGCGAAGAAGAGUGCUCCUGGAAUAAGGGAUGCUUUCCUGGUCAUCUUAGCCAUCCUGGUGUUCAUGCUCUGUGUGUAUGCGUUCUUCUACCUCAACCUGAGCACUGAACUGGACAUGGACCUGGAUGUGGACUAAAGCAGGAGAGGACAACUUAACCUCGGGCUCGGGGUCUUGCUGGGCUGGGCUUGUCAGGCUCUGUCGGCAUGGCUCAUUGACUAUUGUCAGGCUCUGUCGGCAUGGCUCAUUGGCUAUUGUCAGGCUCUGUCGGCAUGGCUCAUUGGCUAUUGUCAGGCUCUGUCAACGUGGCUCAUUGGCUAUUGUCAGGCUCUGUCAACGUGGCUCAUUGGCUCAUCUGGAUGCAAAUUUGACUCAAGAUUUUCUUUUUUGUCUGAUUCUGUUUCAUUUUUUUCCUAAUUUCUGUUUUCUCCAUUUUUUUGUUUUUUGUCUUUUGUUCUCAAAAGCACACUUCUAUAGAACAUUCCAUUUCAGUCCAGAACGAUGCUUAAACCACGUCAGGAGACCACUUGAGGUCUGGGGAUCAUCUACCAAGAAGACUGUUGACAUUAGCAUCAUCUCUAACAGCUACACAGAGACAAAUGCGCGAACACAGACGGGGCAGUCCUGUUGCCUCUUCAGAAAUAUGAAUCACUGAUGCGUUUUUAUUUCAUGUCUUUAUAUUCAUGAAUAUUAAUGAUUGUUAUAAGCUCAAUAAAUUUUGUAAUCUUGUUGAA
Oncorhynchus kisutch (coho salmon) is the source of this 1010-nucleotide messenger RNA. RefSeq names its product triple QxxK/R motif containing (gene triqk). Lineage: Eukaryota; Metazoa; Chordata; Actinopteri; Salmoniformes; Salmonidae. The record is from RefSeq and is a predicted model, not a curated record. The coding region runs from base 160 to 414 and encodes 84 amino acids. The transcript is spliced from 5 exons. Gene Ontology annotation, cellular component: endoplasmic reticulum membrane.